Molecule: messenger RNA, 2169 nt
Organism: Cylas formicarius (sweet potato weevil)
Lineage: Eukaryota; Metazoa; Arthropoda; Insecta; Coleoptera; Brentidae
Gene: Past1
Product: EH domain-containing protein 1
Exons: 2
Coding region: 85-1683 (532 amino acids)
Biological process (GO): endocytosis; endosomal transport
Cellular component (GO): cytoplasm; plasma membrane
Molecular function (GO): protein binding; calcium ion binding; GTP binding
Source: RefSeq, a predicted model, not a curated record
UUCGCGUUUAGUUACAAUAUUACGGUCGUUGUAAUAAGUUUGUGUGGUUAGUAAGCUCGUAACGAGUGCAAAAAAAAAGUGAAAAUGUUCAGCUGGUUGACAAGAGACAAUAACAAACAAGAGAUCUACAACAGUGUAGUCGAAGGCCUUAAGGACAAAUACAGACAUAAACUUCUCCCAUUAGAAGAACAUUAUCAGUUCCAUGAUUUCCACAGCCCAAAGCUGGAAGAUUCCGACUUCGAUGCUAAGCCUAUGAUUUUACUCGUUGGUCAAUACUCUACAGGUAAAACAACUUUUAUAAAAUACCUAUUAGAAAGAGAAUUUCCUGGAAUUCGUAUUGGUCCAGAGCCCACAACUGAUAGAUUUAUAGCGGUUAUGUAUGAUGAAAAAGAGGGAAUUAUACCAGGAAAUGCUUUGGUAGUAGAUCCGAAAAGACAAUUCAGACCUCUUUCGAAAUUUGGAAAUGCUUUCUUGAACCGUCUUCAAUGUUCUUUAGUAAAUUCACCUGUUUUGCAAAAUAUUUCAAUAGUUGAUACUCCAGGAAUUCUAUCUGGAGAGAAACAGAGAGUAGAUAGGGGGUAUGAUUUCACUGGCGUGCUUGAAUGGUUUGCUGAGAGAGUGGAUAGGAUAAUAUUGCUCUUUGAUGCUCAUAAACUGGAUAUUUCUGAUGAAUUUAGACGCUCAAUAGAAGCUUUAAGAGGGCAUGAUGACAAAAUUCGAAUUGUAUUAAAUAAGGCUGAUAUGGUAGACCAUCAACAGUUGAUGCGUGUUUAUGGCGCCCUUAUGUGGUCUUUGGGUAAAGUUCUUCAAACUCCUGAAGUAGCUAGAGUAUACAUUGGUUCAUUUUGGGACCAACCCUUGAGGUACGAUGUUAACAGGAGACUUUUUGAAGAUGAAGAGCAAGAUCUCUUCAGAGACUUACAGUCUUUACCUAGAAACGCUGCGUUAAGAAAGUUGAAUGAUUUAAUAAAAAGGGCAAGACUUGCCAAAGUUCAUGCGUAUAUUAUCUCUGAACUUCGCAAAGAAAUGCCUUCAGUUUUUGGCAAAGAUUCUAAGAAAAAGGACUUAAUAAAAAAUUUAGGAAAUAUAUACGAAAAACUACAAAGGGAGCAUCAGAUUUCACCUGGUGAUUUCCCCGAUAUCAAAAAAUUACAGGAAGGCCUAGCAAGUUGUGAUUUUAGCAAAUUUAAUCCCCUAAAACCCAAGUUGUUGGAUAUUGUUGAUCGCAUGUUGGCAGAAGAUAUUUCUAAGCUAAUGGCAAUGAUUCCACUGGAAGAAGUAACAGCGAAUCAUACAGAUGGUCACAUACAGGGUGGUGCAUUUAAUAAUGUUGAAGACACGGCAUCUCCAUUUGGCUAUAAGCGCGGAGAAGGGAUAGAUGCUGGUGCUGGAGAACAUGACUGGAUAGUUAAUAGAGACAAACCACGCUAUGAUGAAAUUUUCAAUCAGUUAAAUCCUGUUGACGGCAAAGUUACAGGGAUGGCGGCCAAAUCGGAAAUGGUCAAGUCCAAACUGCCAAAUUCAGUUUUGAGCAAAGUAUGGAAAUUGGCAGAUGUGGAUCAAGAUGGGAUGUUGGAUCAAGAAGAAUUUGCUUUGGCAAUGCAUUUGAUCAAUAUCAAGAUAGACGGUAACGACUUGCCGCCGCAGUUGCCGCCACAUUUAGUACCGCCAUCAAAGCGUUGACUUAACAUUUAACAUCAGUAUAUAUUUAUUAUCAUUCACAAGUGCUAUUUCCAUUCAUUUUCAUAUUGCGUUUUGUGUCCAAUUCCAAAUAAUAUGUUUAAGGUCAGUAAAAAUCAUAACGAAUUUAACCACGAAUUUUCAUCUUACUAAAUAAAUUUUAAUGAUUUUUUAAUUGAAUUCCCAUAUGUAAACAAUGUGAUAAAAGUGCACUAUGUAUAUUUGUAUUAUAACAUUGUAGAUAAAUAUAUUUACUUGAUUGGCUACCAAAUAGUUUUCCAAUCGAACAAUGCCUUCAUUUAGUUAAAUUGUACUUUUAUUAAAGUAUUUUUGUAUAUUGCGCAGUUUAGAGAAUUGUUAUGACGCACUUGUAGAAAAUGCUAGUAUAAUUCCGCCAAUAUUCUCUGUAUUCCUAUUGUUUCAGUGUAUUGUUAUUACUGUUAAUGGAUUUUUUUAGAGUUUUCUUAUUUAAAUAAAGUUAUUUGUUUU